AUGAGCGCUCUGCGUCCGAUAGUACGAUAUGAUUUACUUAUGUUCUCUUCUUAUUUAUCAAUAAAAAGUUUAUACAAAAAAAAAAAACUUGGUUUUGAAGUAGCUUUUACACUAACACUGCAAUUCGUCGUAAGUGGUUCGCUGAAAUUAAAUCCCUAUUUAUCGUAUGAUAUUGCCGUUAAACAAAAUUCAGUAAACAAAACACGUAUUGAUGCUACUGGAGUUCUAUCGGGUCAUCUUGAUACAACUGUGCAAGCAACAUUAGGAAUUAUCAUAGAAGGAAUUAGCAUUGACCCGAAACAUACCUCACCCACAUAUACAUUGUAUCAAUUUGCAAAGAACCUUCUCUCAAGUGUAAUCUGUAAGUAUAUAUCCCAAGCAAAAAUUUUCUAUGGAGAGGAGCUAGCUCCAGCAUAG
Molecule: messenger RNA, 417 nt
Organism: Didymodactylos carnosus
Lineage: Eukaryota; Metazoa; Rotifera; Eurotatoria; Philodinida; Philodinidae
Source: the annotation of a GenBank genome assembly